Molecule: messenger RNA, 1523 nt
Organism: Medicago truncatula (barrel medic)
Lineage: Eukaryota; Viridiplantae; Streptophyta; Magnoliopsida; Fabales; Fabaceae
Exons: 1
Coding region: 174-578 (134 amino acids)
Molecular function (GO): calcium ion binding
Source: RefSeq, a predicted model, not a curated record
AAAAGAAAGGCUAAUCAACCAUCGGAAAGUCAGAAACGUGAACAUAGGGCAACCGUUACUUUAUACAUACAUCUACAAAACACAUAACACAUCUACCCUCAAACCUCAACCAUACUCUAACGUAAGUUGGUAUAUAUUGUUAGUGUUGGUAUUAAUUCCAAAUUUCUUAAAAAAUGAAUGUAGCAGUUGUAAACAGCACCACCGUGACAGAUUUUGUCAAUGACACAACAAAUUUCGAUAGUUUCGUGAAGGAAUGGUUUGCAAUGCUAGAUGCCAAUGGUGACGGUAACCUUUCGCGUGAUGAAAUUCGUGGUGGAUUUGCAUGGUUUAUGCCUUUAGGCUCCCAUUCACAGUCACAAGAAGAGAUUGAUCGCAUAUUGGAAUUGAUAUUCACAAGAUUUGAUGAAGAUCAAAAUGAUUCACUCGAUUUAAAUGGGUUUAAAUCGUUAAUGACGGAAAUUAUGAAUGCCGUUGCUCGUGGGAUUGGUGGCUCUCCUAUUAUUGUUGUUCUUGAAAAAGAUAGCUUGCUUAUGAAGGCAGUUCAACGUGAAUUGGCAUCACAAUCAUAUCCUUCAUGAAUUAUAAUUAUGAUUAUGUUCAUUGGUUUUUAUUCCUUGCAAAAAAUGUAUCAUUUCUUGAACAUUUUUAAUUUAAUUUGUGGGUGUAUGAUAGAUUCUCUAAGCAUGUUGAAUUUUGUCAAAUUAAUAUAAUGCUUUUUACAAUUCAGAAAAGAUUAAAUAUCAGAUUAUGGACAGGGAUAUGCAUGACUAAUUGUUGAAUUUUAUCUUGGCUUGAUUUGAUAUUGAGAGUUUAAAGUUUGAACUUUGAAGCACUGGUAGAUUGAAAGGGAGAAAUUAUUGAGAUUUCUUUUUUGUUCCGAUUUGGAUGCACGGCAGAGAUUGCUUUGUGACUAAUGCAAAUUUCAAAGCAUAAUUUCGGCUGCAGAUUAAAAAUGUUGGUCGAGUAUAGUUGAAAAGAGUGUUCCUAAUACUUCUCAUGUACUAAACUGUAAAACUAUUAUAUUAUCUUUUGCUUAUUUAUAGUGUUUCCUUAAUUUAUGAGAAAUGGGCAAAUGUGACAGUAGUUGAGAAUGUUAAAAAAUCACAUUGGUGGAGAAUUUGGAGCAGCAAAAAGAGCAAAAAGUAAGAGAGUAUUUACAUAUUAUUUUUAUGGUAUUGUUCGCUCGGUUCCUAACACAGCUCUUCCAAAAUGGUGUCAUUACAACUGGUUUAUGAUACACGGGUUGACCAUAGUUUUCGACAGUUUUCUUAAACUUCAGUACAGAACCGGCUGAGCAGUGCCCAAGACGCUCGUACUCAAGUUUUUGCUCAAAAAGAUACUGUUGUUGAUUUUACAUUCAUUGCUUUAGAUUAUUUGGUCAAUGAAUAAUGAAUGUAUGUUCUCCCAUAAAGUUACAAAGGUGUUGGUUGCAAUUUUCCAUUUAAAAAUGUAUUGGUUGCAAUUGUUCAUAUUAAGAUCUAGUAUAUUAUAUUUAAACACUCUCCUAUUAAAUUUUAAAAUAA